GAUUCAAACAGGUUGUCGGAAAGUGUCUUUCGCGUGAGUAAGAGCCACCGCUGUUUAUUGACUAAAGAAUGGAAUAAAGAACAGUACGACAAAAAGCGCGGCAAAACUGUUUAUCGUUGCAGAACGAGUGUAAGAGCAGAGCAAUUUGUGCGACACUAACAAAUAUCUUCGGUGCACCGGUUUACACACAAACACUUACGCUGCACUUCAUAUGAAAACAAUAACACUUGUAAAUGGGGAUAUUUCAUGCAAACCACUGGAAUUGAUGCAUACUAAAAAUAAUAAAAGCUGGAGCGUUAGAAAAACCAAGUAUAUUACUCAGCUAGAAUAAGAAGAGAAUGGCAUUGGCAAAUAUUGAUUAUGAUUUUUUGAUGAAAUUUCUCGCACUCGGCGAUUCUGGUGUGGGCAAGACUAGUUUUUUAUACCAAUACACCGAUGGACAAUUUCACUCACAAUUCAUAUCUACAGUGGGUAUUGAUUUUCGGGAAAAGCGAUUGAUCUAUACAUAUCGUGGUCGCAACCAUCGCAUUCAUCUCCAACUCUGGGACACUGCCGGUCAGGAGCGGUUUCGUUCGUUGACCACUGCUUUUUAUCGCGACGCGAUGGGCUUUCUGCUCAUCUUCGACUUGACUAAUGAGAAAUCAUUCCUUGAAAUUACCAAUUGGCUAGAGCAAUUACGCAUGCAUGCCUACUCCGAGGAUCCGGAUGUGGUGUUGUGUGGCAAUAAAUGCGAUUUAGAAACUGUGCGCGCCGUUAGUCACAACCAGGUGCGCGCUCUUGCCGAUCGCUAUAGUCUGCCGUACAUCGAGACAAGCGCCUGCACGGGCUACAAUAUUCGACAAGCAGUGGAAUUGCUAGUGGAACGUGUGAUGAUACGUAUGGAGAAUGUUGCCACCAAUUCCGAACUAUCGCGGCUAAUGACGCAGACACGUUGCAUGCCAAAUAUAAGCUUCCCCGGUGCUGGUAGUCGUGCUGGUGGUGGUGAUGACAAUACAGUGCGACUGGGUUGUGGCGAUAUGGAGCUCACUGAGGAGCAACAGCAGCGAUGGAAUUGCAAGUGUUAGAAGCUGGAAGUGAUCACUCUCCUAUAGUUCACGACUCUAUGUAUAUUUGCUGUUUGAUACAAUAAUUUUUAAAUAUGUAUGGGUGUAUUUAGCUGUGUGCGCUUGUGAAAGCAACUAUUUCAAGCGAAAAGUGGUGCCAAUGUUAUUGAAAAAAAAAAAAAAAUUAAAAUAAAAGUUAUGUAAAUGCUCAAUUCUUGUAUGUAAUGUUCGCUCAAAUGUAUACAUAAUUAAU
This is a messenger RNA of Anastrepha ludens (Mexican fruit fly), 1296 nucleotides long. It is a transcript of the gene Rab27, whose product is annotated as ras-related protein Rab-27A. The transcript is spliced from 3 exons. Gene Ontology annotation, molecular function: GTPase activity; GTP binding. Gene Ontology annotation, biological process: positive regulation of exocytosis; melanosome transport. Bases 339 to 1064 code for a protein of 241 amino acids. Gene Ontology annotation, cellular component: secretory granule; melanosome. The record is from RefSeq and is a predicted model, not a curated record. Lineage: Eukaryota; Metazoa; Arthropoda; Insecta; Diptera; Tephritidae.